AAACAGCCUUUGUUUCCGCACCAUUGAACAAAUUACUCAUUAACUACACACAGUACUAUGGGUUGUUUUAUCAAUAAAUCAGAGGAGUGCAGUUUAAAACAGCAUGUGAAGAGCGGUUAAACGCUGUAUGGUAUGUAGAAGAUUUGAACAUGUUGUAAAAAACUGGCUGGAGUAACACGUUAAAUAAAAGAGUUUUAGGACAGCGUUUGAGGAGUGGGUAUAAUUAUGUUGUGAUUUGGGGAGAAGAUUUGAACAUGUAGCAGAAAUAAUGACGAUUGAUUCUAUUGACUUUGGAGUUUCGAACGAGCGACGUUAGUGCGAUGAGAAACAAAAUAACCAGGGAAGAAAAUUAAAGAUGUACACAACUUUACCAAAAUCAUGGCGGGACGAAUUCGACGACAACGCCACGUUGACGGAACUCAACGACGCUUUGGUCACGCUACACCUUCCGGCCAUUGUCAUCUGUGCUACGCUUGCAGUGAUGGGCAUCAUCGGAAACUUGAUCGUGUUAAGCGUCUACAUACCCCACCCAAGCUCAUUUUCACGUGUGUUUAUUCUGUGGCUUGCUGUAGUAGACGUGAUAGCGUGCAGCGUCGGAACCCCUCUGCUGGUGUUUAGCAUGAUUCAUCCGUACCAGUUUCCGUCCGAGAACGUAUGCAAAACGUUACGUUUUGUCCACGUUUUUCUAGUGGCGACGUCAGUGUUUAUAUUUGUUAGUAUUGCCAUGGAAAGGCACCGGGCUAUCUGCAAUUUUGAGGUGGUUGAAAUGAAAACAAGGCGAAUGCAUGUCAUGUGUAUUGUGUCUUGUAUAAUGGGAGUUGUAGUGGCCGUCCCGGCUAUAUUUAUUUACGGAAUAAGGACAGUCAAAACUGGAGUUCACAAUAUCACAGGGACUGAAUGCUUUGUUGAAGACCACUUUAUACAAGCUGAUUCAAUAUGGCCCAAAAUAUACUUCCCAUUUCAAUCCAUAGUCGUGAGUAUAUCAUUUGCUAUAUUGCUUGUGCUGUACAUUCGGAUUGGACGACAGUUACAGUGGCAUCUGAAAUUCACGGGACGUUACACAGCAAGGUCUAAGUUAAACCAGUCAACCAAAUCAAGCCAGUCGGUGUGCAUAUAUGAACAAACCGACAGUUCGCCGAAAUUAAAGGCCGGAAGUAUGCUAAAGCUGACUUCUACGUCAGAUAGGACCGGAAGUACAUAUAGCCUCCAUACGCCCGUGGGGAAGGAGGCAUCCACCGCCAGUAGCCGCGUAAAUAGAGCCGCCCAUGAGAUGACCAGCAUGUUUUGUUGGUUGACGGCCGUUUUCGUGCUCUCUUUCAUUCCUCACCUUGCUAUUAUCAUUUACUCAACAUUUCGGACUGAUUUUGCACAGGAUAUGACGUCAUCACAGGUUGUGGCGUAUAACAUAUUUUUGAGAUCGUUUGCUGUCAAUAACAUGGCAAAUCCGCUCGUGUAUUUCACAUGUGUACGUGACUUUCGACGAGAUUUUAAGAAUUUACUUAGCAAUAUUUUCUGUAGCUGCAGGAGAUAAUGACCGUAGUUAAAUAAAAAAUGGGACACAUGUAAAUGGACACAGGGAUAAUUGUUCCGACCUUUAGCGAAGAGUAUGUGUAGUUAUACUAAAUAGUCAUUUCCUUCCAUCAGUGAAUACAGUUGGGAGUCACUUUGAAAUUGUCAAUGUCACACACCUUAAGGUCAGUAUAUAAAGUACGGAGAUCGCGUCCUCUCUAGAGCUGUCUCUGGUAGUACAUGAUUCUUUGACAAUCUCGUAUAAAAAGUGCAAUAUUAUUGUAUGUUUCUGUGUUUUGUAAAAGCGAAGGGUUAUCUCAAAAUUAGAUGGAAUUGAUUAAUCCGAAUUAAUGUAAAUGAUCUCAUUUUUGGAAAAAUAAUACAAUCUUAUGUACCAGUGGUCUCGGGAUGGGUUUUCUUGAGUCAGAGUGUGCAUUAUGUGCCGAUUCUUAAUUUGCAUUCUUGGCCCAUAUGCACUUAUAUCUUUAGUCUUAGUCUGCACUCUGUGCCCAUAUGCAGUAACGUCUUAAGUCUGAGCUCAUUCUCGAUCCAUAUGCACUUACGUCUUAGUAUGAGUAUGUAUUCUGGGUCCAUAUGCACUAAUGUCUUGUGUCCGAGAGAGCAUUCUGGAUCCAUAUGCACUAACGUCUUGAGUCUGAGAGAGCAUUCUGGGUCCAUAUGCACUAACGUCUUGAGUCUGAGAAUGCAUUCUGGGUCCAUAUGCACUAAUGUCUUGUGUCCGAGAGAGCAUUCUGGAUCCAUAUGCACUAACGUCUUGAGUCUUAGUGUGCAUUUUGGGUCCAUAUUCCCUGAGUGAGCAUUUUGGGUCCAUAUGCACUUACGUCUUAAGUCUGAGUGUGCAUUCUGGGUCAUGUGCACUAACGUCUUUAGUCUAAGAGGUUUUAUUUUUAUGUUUUAAGAACAUAUUCAAUCGCAUAUUACUUUAUGUGUUUAAUAAGUUUUAUGUUAGUGUUUUUCUGUAAUUGCGAAUUAGCGCUUAAAGAAUAUACUGCAGUAGUGUUUGUUUAUGAAGGAAUUCAAUUUUUUGCAUGUCAAUUCGGGUAGUAUAGCCAGAUAUCAAAAAACAAUAUAAUUUAAAUAAUACUAUCGGUUUGGGCAUCAACAUGGCCAGCAAGCUGUGCUGUUUGACAUCAAGAAUUUGUGCAAGCCCUGAAAGCUUUUUUUCUAGUUUUAAGUGCGUUUGCUUGUUGGCUUUUACAUGUUUUAGGAACUUUACUUGUCUGCAUACUAUUUGUUUUUGUUUUUAAAUUUCCGCACGUAGGUUGUACAUAUUUGCUUACUGUUCGUCAGGGUAACUUACAGUUAAUGUUUAAAAUUGAUUAUACAAAGUAAUGUCUUUGCAAUAAUAUUUUAUUUGCUCAGUUUUGGAAACAUUUGUUUUAUAUAUGUUGGAAUAAAUUCACAAGCUUU
Messenger RNA from Mya arenaria, 2940 nucleotides. RefSeq names its product vasopressin V1b receptor-like. Gene Ontology annotation, cellular component: membrane. Gene Ontology annotation, biological process: neuropeptide signaling pathway. The record is from RefSeq and is a predicted model, not a curated record. Bases 356 to 1531 code for a protein of 391 amino acids. Lineage: Eukaryota; Metazoa; Mollusca; Bivalvia; Myida; Myidae. Gene Ontology annotation, molecular function: neuropeptide receptor activity. The transcript is spliced from 2 exons.